CCGCUGCUACGACAUCGUCCCCUCCUGUCAAUGCUCGAUCCCCUCCCCAUAGUGGUCUAGGAAAAGUCGACAUUUUUAUACCCGAAGGGCCCAAAAAGAAGUCGAGAAUAAGACUACGAUAAAUUAUCCUCUGAUGCCACGCCCGCUGACUCUACUUAUUGGCCCUGAUCUACUCGCACACACUCUCUCGCGCUCCCCUUCCCUGAACGAAUUUACGCGAGGAAGCCGCCAAACCGGGAUCCUCAGCUAAGCCCAGCGCCCUCGCCACUGCGGCAACUCUUUGCCAGCCCAGGCGCUCAGCCAGCUCCCAGCAGCAAAGUGCAGCGGUCCUGACGCUUGUCGCAUCGCACGCAUUCUGUCCCAUCGCUUAAGACUGACGACUGGACCAUCCCUAACUAGGCGGCCACCAGUAAACCCCCCUUGUUUUCGUCUUCUCCCUUUACCGGUCCAUCGAAGUCAUUCCUCGAGCACUACCACCGGCCAUCAACGGCGGAGGAUCAGAUAAUCCACACACAAUCGCCAUGGCAUCCCCCCCGAAACCGUGGGAAAGACAAGGCGCGACGUCUGGCGCAUCGGCGCCCGCACCAGCAGCCUCUUCGGCCGCGACGCCAUCACCAGAGUCAAACACGACAACAACAACAUCAGGCUCAACCCCGGCCAUCCCCGCGAGACCUGCCAGUCUGACCGCCUCCGUCAACCAAAAUGCCGCCAACUACAGCAGACCAAUGGGCGCGAUGGGUACAUCACCAUACGGGGUCGGCGUAGGCUCGUACGGCACAACAUACGGCUCUUCAUACGGCUCAGCAUACUCGUCGCCCUAUUCCAGCCCCUAUUCCAGGUAUGGGGGUAUGGGCGGAUACGGCAGUUCAAUGUACGGCGGUUACGGCGGGUCGAUGUACGGCGGUGGCAUGUACGGCGGCGGCGGCAUGUAUGGAGGAGGUAUGGGUGGCAUGCCGGGCGAUCCCAACAACCCGGAAAGUUUGACCAACCGCUUCAACAUGAGUACGAUGGCCACAUUCCAGAUGCUGGAAGGCAUUGUCGGCGCAUUCGGAGGUUUUGCACAAAUGCUUGAGAGCACUUAUAUGGCGACACACUCGAGUUUCUUUGCCAUGGUUGCUGUCGCAGAGCAGUUUGGCAAUCUUCGCCAAACCCUAGGCUCCAUUCUGGGCAUCUUCACUAUUAUGCGCUGGAUUAGGACAGUGUUCGCCAAGAUCACCGGCAAGCCUCUACCAGCCGAUGUCUCCAGCCUCAAUCCAGCCUCUUUUGCCAUGUUUGAUGGACGCGGGAAGGGCGGUGCUGCAGCGGCUGCCGGUGGUGCCGCCGGUGCCAUGCCCAAGCCCAGCCGAAAGCCCCUCAUCUUCUUCGUUCUCGCUGCCUUCGGUCUGCCCUACGUGAUGAGCAGGGUGAUCAAGUCGCUGGCCUCCAACGCUGAGGAAGAGGAAAAGAAGCGCCAGCUCGUUGUCGCGCAACAACAAACCAUCGACCCGACCAAGCUUGAGUUCUGCCGCGUCCUGUACGACUUCUCGCCCGCCACGCAGGGGAAUGGCGAGAUCGUCCCGGGCGUAGACCUUGAAGUUCACAAGGGUGAUCUGGUUGCCGUUCUCAGCAAGAGCGAUCCUCUCGGCCAGCCUAGCGAGUGGUGGAAGUGUCGCGCCCGCGACGGAAGAAUUGGCUAUCUACCGGCCACCUUCCUCGAGGUACUUAAGAAGCCAGGUCAGCCUGUUGCAGCUAUUGCUGGGGCCCCAUCCAUCAGCAUUGACGGCGACACGAGGGCCAACUCGCUGAGCAGCAUCCUCAGCGACGCGGAUAAGAAAGUGCUGGUUCCGGCCCUACCGGCGGCCAAGGCUAGCGAUAUUAGCGUCGAGAGUUUCCAGAAGUCGCAGUUCUUUUCUUAGGGAGGCAAGGAACGCAGGCGGAAUGAUCUCAGCAAAAUGCACAUCGAGACGUCGCGGUUCAUGCCACGCUCUUCUCGGCUUCGACACUCGGUCUCAUUCUCUUAAUACACGCCUGAUCGUGCGAGCUCUGGAUCUACCAUGUGCAAAGCGCCGGCCUCCUGGGAGUGGCCCAACACCCAAUGGCCAUCUAAUCGGCUUUCCUCUCCAACACAACAAUCAGACACAAUAGCAAAUCAAAUCAAAAUCGGAUUCUCCUUGAUUCGGAUUCGCCCAGCCUGGUGGAAAUGACCACACUUUCCUACCAGGAAAAAAUCACCAAGCAGCUACGUAGAGGCACACGAGAGCGCGGUGAGAUAAUCAGUCGGAGCAUUUCCGGAAGUUUUCGAACUCGUCGGAAGGGUGUAAGACGUCACCAAACAAGCAUGCAUGCCCACAACGGUCAGUUACGGCAUUAUCAUUAUUAAGAGAAUGACAAACACUCUCACAUCUUUAUACACCUGCAUGACACGAUUAUUGCGUGGGUAAACGUCUUUUCACCAUAAGUCAAUACCCGAGCGAGCCAAAAGGGAGAUAUAGACACAGAGGACGGCCAUGGUAAAUGGAUGAAUGGAUGCAUGGAGUAAGCGGAAGCGGCGAACGCUGAAAGACAUGGACGCACGAGGUGUGAAAUCGAAAGGGGGGAUGAAGGGAAGUGAUAGGCGAUGUGAGGCGGUGACCACACCGAUGGCACAGGGAUGGAACGAAGCGUGGCUAAUUAGCCUACACAGACAAAGGGGUGUUUGUCUGCUUGAGUCGGUUGUUCAGUCGUAUACCUUGUAGCGAAUAUUUUGUUUUCGGAUAUAUCCUAACCGUAUCGUAUGUACGUCUUCUUUCGUUAUCGUCUCCUUCUCUUUUUUCUUUCUUUUCUUCUAGCUAAUUUUGUUUCGUACGAAGAGAAAGAAAAAAAUGGAAAGAAUCGGCAAAUACGUGAACAUUACUUUUCAUAGAACGGUCUUUAAUCAGAGAUGUAUGAUACACAGUAUUUAGUAGAGGCAUGAGAUUAAUAGUUAAUAAUCACUUAUUCAUCG
Neurospora crassa OR74A is the source of this 2962-nucleotide messenger RNA. RefSeq names its product peroxisomal membrane protein (gene pex13). Gene Ontology annotation, molecular function: protein binding. The record is from RefSeq and is a predicted model, not a curated record. Bases 522 to 1895 code for a protein of 457 amino acids. Lineage: Eukaryota; Fungi; Ascomycota; Sordariomycetes; Sordariales; Sordariaceae. Gene Ontology annotation, cellular component: peroxisomal importomer complex; peroxisome; peroxisomal membrane. Gene Ontology annotation, biological process: protein import into peroxisome matrix, docking. The transcript is spliced from 3 exons.